Nilaparvata lugens (brown planthopper) is the source of this 3240-nucleotide messenger RNA. RefSeq lists its product as uncharacterized. NCBI's taxonomy places the organism in Eukaryota, Metazoa, Arthropoda, Insecta, Hemiptera, Delphacidae. The transcript has 2 exons. The record is from RefSeq and is a predicted model, not a curated record. Bases 1088 to 1945 code for a protein of 285 amino acids.
CAGCUAAAAUAGCAGCAAGAAAAGCCAUCAUCAACCCGAAGAAUAGCGAUCAACAAUGUUUCAAGUGAGCAAUCCUUGCCAAACAUGUGCAAGGAGCAAAUCCUCAAUUAAUCAAUUAUAGGUAUCAUCAGCUCGUUGAAAAAUACAAUUUCAACAGAAUAUCUUUCACCACCAUCAAUCAAAUUGACCGUUCUGAGAGGGAUAAUCCGAGUGUAACUGUCAAUAUAUAUAUGGGAUGGAUUCCAAAUGUAUUAUUAAUCCAAGACAUGUUGGAAAAGUAAUGAAGGAGGAUCAUUUCUAUUCACUUCUCCUCCAUGACAAUGAUAGUAGUGAAGCCACCACCACCACUCAGGACAUCAGUGAAGCCGUCACCAAUCAUGAAGGAGAAGAAGAGGAAAAUAUCAAUAGUCACUACUGCUACAUCAAGAACUUUGAAAAACUUAUAAGAUUUCAACUCACUAAAAACACACAAUGCAUCAUCAUUUGUCACAGGUGCUUUACACACUACACCAUCAACAAUAAUGGGGAGCAGAGGAUGAAAGAUCAUGAGGUGUACUGCUCCAACAACCAGACUGCUAGAAUCAUCAUGCCUCAACUCAAGGAAGACGGAAGCCCACCAACAAUGAAAUUUGAGAAACAUUUGAAUAAAUUUAGACUACCAUUGGUGGCAUAUGCAGAUUCUGAAUGUCUGCUGGAGAAGCCCGAGGAAGAGCAGCAAUAUAUUGGGAAGGCAACCAGAGUGAUCCAGCGUCACACAGCAAUAAGUUAUUGCCGCUACUUUGUUAGAGAUAAGAACUUAUUUCCAUUGUGGCUGUCAAUCACUAACGUCAUCCCUCAGGAGCCAAUCAUUUAUAGAGGACCUGAUGCAGCCUAACACUUCAUCAAAACUCUGACCAUGCAUGCGAGAGAUCCAGAUGAGGUAAUCAAUCAUCAUCAAAUAAAGAUGCAAUGCACUUUGCUGUACAUGUCAGAAUGCUUUUGUGAUGUGCUAAACUUCUCUCUGUAGUGUACGUGGGAAAAUGCACAAUCUCUCACUCAACCUAAAACAGAAAGAGAGAGAAACGAAGGAGUAUAUAAGUAGCACUCAAUGGAUUCAUCAGCUACAUUUGUGUAUCACACAUCCACUCAUAUCAACAUGCAUCCAACAUCAAAAUCAUCUACUCCCGAGUACAUCCUACCGGACACACCACUUACUCCUCCUCAACCUAGCUUCUCGAUAUACUGGACAGUUCGAGCUGGUGCUCCCGCUGCUGCUUCUGCUGGUCCCUCUGCUGCACCUCUGGAGGAGCACUCCCCAUUGAGAAGACAGGGGGUCUUUGUCCAGAGAGAUCGGUCAGAGGAGAUCAUUGUUCCGGACACACCGCCGCCCCAAACAAGACCUAUAGAUUGGGCACCACACCGCGUGCCCCUCCACAACAUAACCAACCAGCAGUGGCUUCUCAAGAGGAAGCUGUUCGAGGAGGUGGUUAGCUGUGAGGAGGAGGAGGAUAGUAUUACACAAUAUAAGAAACAACGUGCAUAUGAAGGUGAGAACUCCACCCUCACACCAAUACUGCAACAAGCAGCUCAAGAGGAGGAGGGCCUCCACUUCAGUAGGCUUAUAAAUAAGCCUACAGCCAAAUCCUGGGUUCCUCUGAGGAAAUUGGAGGAACACCUCCCACACUCAAUCCUCUCUGCAACAGAGGAGACAAAUAGACAUGGACGAAGAAUAAUACUUAAAAUAUGGAAAGCGUCUACGAAAACUGAAUGCGAAAUAUAUUUGCCACAACGAUUUGCGUUGAUCAUCCCAUCCGCCAAAAUUGAAAAAUUAAAUGAAAAUUGUACAGAAAUGUGUCUUGUAGUAAAACAUAUGACACCGAGGAGGAGUGAUAUUAAGAUUAUUAAAGCCCAAAGUUUUAAUAAUCUUAAUGUCAUAUCAUCCCGAUGUUAUAUGUUUUACAUGUAGUUUGUUGUAAAUAUUGUAGUAGUGGUAGUAAAUUGUAGUAAUAAAUUGUAAUUGUUUUGUGAAAAUUGUUUUUAAUUCUUACCUGUUUGUUGUAUCAAAGAAGUAGAAGAUGUAGAAUAGUACACUGUUCACACAAGAAUAGAUCCUCUUGUAACUGAGCACUCGAUGAGUGUACGGUUACAAGAGAAUCUAUUUUAUAGUAGCUGCUUGCGCGCAUGUGCAUGCACCACAUGUUGCUCUCAACCUUGUUGCAGCAUUCUCUCUCAUCUGUUAGCGACGCUCACUGUAGAUAGCAAUCUAUUUUUAUCAGUAUGCUUACAACACUUGAAGGGAGAAGUUGUACAGUGAAGAUAAUCAUCUGGAGAAUAGUAUUUGUUCUUCUCUUUAUAAUAUGUUGUGUGAAUAUGCUAUUACUUUUCCAUAUUGCUUUGAAAAAAUAUGAUUCAAUGCAAAAUGAUAGUAAGAGAAUAUUGGAAUCUGUACAAAAUAAGAUUAGGGAUUCGGAAACACCACAAUUGAUGCAGGAAUCUCUGGCAGUAAGAAAUCAUACAUUAUCUUAUAUCAAAGCAUGUGUCAAUUCAUCAGACGCUUCUCUCAAUUGGUAUAGAUUUAUGAUUGAUGAAUAUUCAAUUCUUUGCCAUUUCUACAAAACUUACAACAUACUUAACAAGUGUGUUAAUAAGACACUUGAUGAUUGUGAAAUUUAGUCUUAGAAAAGAGUGGACUGUAUAAAUAGGAGAGAAUAAAUCAAAUUCUGAAAAAAGAGAAACAAUGUGUCUUGACUGAUUUGACACCUGACUGAAAUUCCACAUGAGUGCAAGAACCGUUGUGCAUUCAAAAACCUGUGCACUGGAAUGAAUGCAAAACAGUUUUAGGCAACUGUAAAAUCUGACAAAGCAUUUAUUGUAACAGUUCCACUUGUUACUCGUUCCGCUACUAUGUAGACACCAUGUCAUCAUUUUCCGUCUGCGCUGUCUGGUGACGUCACAGUCACGGUUCUACGGCACUGCUAUUAUCAAGUUGGUUUCCUAUAUUAUUCGUCGUGUUAUUUGUCGUUUCAAUUUUAAUAUUUGUACUAUUCGAUUUUUUGGAAUUUAUUUUGUCUUUAGGCAUCUUACUUUCUAGAUAUUUGCUACCUUUUCACCAAACGUUUGUAAACGUUUUACUUAUGUUUCAAACACAUCCGGCAUGUCCCUUUUUCAGCCGAGCAUUAGCUGUUUCCUUGUCUUUCAAUGGAGUCUAGUCGGUGAGUACACAUCUCACUCCCGGUCUAAACUUUUCAUCCAAAUUCAUCU